AUGGCGGCAACGGCUGACCUUAGCGGACCGCUCCCACCAGGAACGGCCCAGGAAAAGUAUGAAGGAAAUAACGACAUCGACCGUCUUCCCGACCAAGAGCUAAACGUGGCCAUCCCGGGAGAAGACGAAGCGCUGCGACAGACGCAAUGGAAAGACCUCUUCAACUUCAUGACUCGGAAGCACGCCCCACUGUUCGCCCUCGCAUUCUCACUGUCCGUGAUUUGCGGUCUAGCAGUGCCCGCAAAUGCGUAUCUGCUUGGAAAGGUGUUCGAUGCAUUCGCUAAGCAGGGAGCCGGGACAAUGACAGGAGAAAAGCUCAGGAGCGAGGUCUCAAAGUACUGCGUCUACAUUAUCGCUCUUGCCGCAGGAAACUGGCUGAUGAACACCUUCUACUUCACGACAUGGAUUCUCUUCGGAGAGACACAAGCCAGGAGUGCUCGAGAGCGGGUGUUUGCGGCGCUGCUCAAGAGAAAUAUGACCUGGUAUGAUCAAAGGAAGAACGGUGUUGCAGCAAUGGUCCCACGACUCCAGACGCAAACGCGAGAGCUUCAGUUGUCCCUGUCCCAGCCAAUGGGUACCAUCAUCGAGCACCUGGCCACGGCAUUCUUGUGUCUCGGUAUGGCCUUUUACUACUCCUGGCGCAUCACGCUCGUGAUCCUUUGCAUCGUCCCCGUCUCCAUCAUUACCGUCAUAUUUCUCUCCAUCCGUCUCCAGAAGAACAUCGGCUAUCAGAUAGAGAGUCUACAGGAAGCGCUCAAGUAUGCCAUAGGCGCUAUCAGAUCCAUUGAGACGGUCAAGAGUUUCAACGGACAGGAUCACGAGGCGUGGAAGUAUACCCGUCUCGUACGACAGGCGGCAACCUUCUACAUUCGCCAGGCCAACCUCAACUCGAUACAGAUGGGUGUCAUGUCAUUCGUCAGCUUUUCCAUGUUCAUUCAGGGCUUUUGGUACGGUAGCACGCUGCUUGACAAAGGCCAAACACCUGGAAAGGUACUGACUACAUUUUGGGCCGCACUCAUGGCUUGUCAAGCUUUCAUGUCAGUCAUGCCACAGUUUUUGGUCAUGGAAAAGGGCAGGGCUGCAGGCGCGAAGCUAAGAGCGGUCAUGGUCCACGGGUCGAAGGGCCAGGAGGAAACAAGGCCCGAGGACGGGCUGAAACCUGAUCACUGUGCUGGAGACUUCGAGUUGAAGAACGUCUGCUUCUCCUACCCAAUUCGUCCCAAUGAACUCGCCCUCAACAACGCCUCCCUCUUCUUUGCCGCGGGCGAAACCACGUUUGUCAUAGGCAAGUCUGGUUCCGGCAAGUCGACCAUCGGACAAGCUCUCUGCCGCUUCUACCCCACCAAAUCGGGCAGCAUCACGCUCGAUGGCAACCCGCUCGAGGCGCUAGACAUCGACUGGCUGCGGCGCAACAUCACGCUGGUGGAGCAGAAUAGCGUACUCUUCAACGGCACCAUUUUCCGCAACAUCACUUACGGGCGGCCCGAUUUUGAUCGCGUGACGCUGGAUGAGGUGAAGGAGGCGGCGGAAUUCGCACUGCUCAAGGAGACGGUGAGCAACAUGCCGAACACGUGGGAUACUGAAGUGGGAGCGAGCGGGACAUCGAUGAGCGGUGGUCAGCGGCAGCGGAUGGCGCUGGCGAGGGCACGCUUGAGGGAUACACCGGUGCUGAUAUUGGACGAGUCAACCAGCGCACUUGACUAUAUCAAUCGCACCCUUAUCAUGGAGGCGAUUAGAUUCUGGCGGAAAGGACGGACGACCAUCAUCAUCACGCACGACAUCUCGCAGAUCCAGCAGGAUGACUACGUCUACAUUCUUGAGAAAGGCAAAGUGGUGCAGGACGGAUACAGGAAAUCGAUGGAGAAGGCCAAGAGCUCGCCGUUCCAAAAGUUCAUCACCAUCAAGGAAGAAGAGGAGGAAGACGAGGAUGAGGAGAAGGGAGACACUUUCUCUGGUUCGAGUAGCCCCGAUGGUCAAGGUCGGCCCAGACCCCACAGCAUGCAGAGAACCAGCUCAAGGUACUCGGAGGAAUCUUCCGACGAUGAAGAGAGCAACCAGGACCCGCUGCAAAACUACCUCGAUGCCGACGACUUCGUUGCGCCUCGCUUCGUGCCCAGCGUGUUUGUCGAGCAGCGUGUCGAGCCUGGAAACCGAAACUCGAUGAUCCUCCCUCCAGCCAUGGGCGCCAACUUUUGGCGUGUCCUCCCACCCUCUGCGGCGUUCUCGUCUCCCGAACCCAAAGAUGAACCCUUACCUGAACAGUCCCCUUACUUCGACGUUCUGGAAGGCAAGAGGCGCUCCGGCUUCUACGGCUUUGACCACGGGAUCUCAGAGACCCGCCCUAUGUCCAUGACGAAGCGGGACUACGAGAUAGGUUUCGGGGUCAUGGACGGCGCUGAUAACAAACGCCAAAGUAGACGGAUGUCCCGCUUGGAGGCGACCCCCCUUCAGGAGCAACGUCGGCGCAGGAUAACGAUGAUCAACGCCAUCGCCGGCACACCUGGCCUCGUUCCUACCGAAGACCAGCAUGAAAGCGCAGCAGCAGCAACACCCAAAUCCCCUUUACAUCGCAUAGCCUCUCGCCUCCCUCUCGUCGGCGGAAGGCAGAAACGGAAAGAACAGGACGCCAAUCUACUCACGUACAAGCAGAUCCUGUCAACCGUCUGGCCACGCCUCACCUGGCCACAACGGGUCCUCCUCUUCAUCGGCGGCGGCGCCUGUGUGACGCAUGCGGUCGCGACACCGGUUUUCGCCUAUAUAUUCAACAAGCUGCUCGCAACCUUCUACCUUCCAGGGCCGGACCGCUCCCGCAAGGCCCUCGUCUACUCACUCGCCAUCCUAGGCAUCUCAAUCGUCGACGCAACAGCCAACUACCUCUCGCACUUCAUGCUGGAGUACACGGCACAGAUGUGGGUGCACGCGGUGCGCGAGAGCUCGAUCCAGGCCAUCCUAGCGCAACCGCGCUCCUUCUUCGACGAGCCGGGCAACGGCGUCGAAAGCCUCUGCGAGGCACUCGACUACUGCGGCGAAGAGAUGCGCAACCUGGUAGGGCGAUUCCUAGGAGCAGUCUCAGUCUCAGUGCUCAUGAUGGGCACAGCCAUCGUGUGGUCGCUGGCGUCGGCGUGGAAGCUGUCACUGGUGGGGCUAGCCGUGGCGCCCGUCUUCUACGCCAUCACCGUCACCUUCAACCGCGUCAGCAGCCGGCAGGAGCACCUGCUCAACGAGGCCGACGACGUGGCGACGAGCGUGCUCGGCCAGACGGUCGUCAACAUCAAGACGGUGCGCGGGCUGACGCUCGAGGGCCCGCUGCGCCGGCAGUACCUGGCGGCCACGCGCGCCAUCUUCUCGCGCGGCUGCAAGCGCGCUGCGGCGUGCGGCCUCUUCUACGGGCUGACGGACAGCAUCGUCUUCUUCGCGACGGCGCUGCUCUUCUACUACGGCGCGGUGCUGGUGGCCGACGGCUCCUUCAGCACGCCCGCCGUGCUGCAGGUCUUCACCGAGCUGACCAUGAGCAUGACCAACGUCAACUCCAUCGUCGCCAUGAUCCCGCAGAUGGGCUCGACGCGCGACACCGCCACACGCCUCCUCCGCCUAGCCACCCUCGACACCACUUCGCACGAGAGCACCGGCACCACGCGCAUCCCCACCAUCGGCGACAUCACCCUGCACCACCUCGACUUCGCCUACCCCUCGCGGCCCACCCACCCCGUCCUCCGCGACCUAUCCUGCACCAUCCGCGCCGGCACCUGCGCCGCCAUCGUCGGCCUCUCCGGCUCCGGCAAGUCGACCAUCGCCGCCCUCCUCCUCAAACUCUACCCCCCUCCGGACGGCCGCGCUGCCACACUUACCCUAUCCGGCAGGGACAUCCGCCACCUGCACACGCCGACGCUCCGCGCCCUCGUCGCCGUCGUCAGCCAGACGCCGACCAUCUUCCCGGCGUCCGUCCGCGACAACAUCGUCUACGGCCUGCGCGCCGACGAUCCGGGAACGAGCUGGCAGAACGUGCGCCAGGCGGCCGUGUCGGCCGGCAUCGACGAGUUCGUCAUGACGCUGCCGAAUGGCUACGACACGGUUAUCGGUGAUGGCGGCAUCGGGCUGAGCGGCGGGCAGGCGCAGCGCGUGGCUAUCGCGCGCGCGCUGGCAAGGCGGCCGGACGUGUUGGUGCUGGAUGAGGCGACGAGCGCGUUGGAUGUUGAGAAUGCGCGGGUGGUGAGGGAGACGAUUAGGGGGCUUGUGAGGGGGAAUAGAAGGGAUAUCGCGGUGGAGCAGGAGGGAAGGAGUGGGAGUGGGAGUGGGGGGAGUAAGAUUGGUGUGGGCAUGACGGUGGUGAUUAUCACGCAUGCGAGGGAGAUGAUGGAGAUUGCGGAUCAGGUCAUCAUGCUGGAUCAGGGCCGGUUGGUCGAGGAGGGGACGUAUGCGGAGUUGAGCAAGAGGAAGGGUGGGGAGUUUGCGCGGUUGCUGAGGGGUGGGUUGGAAGGGGAGGAGGAGAGGCCGUCGGCGGAGGAGGUGGAGAGGCUUGAGAAGAGGAAGCAGAGGAGGGAGAGGAGGGAGAGCAGGCGGAUUUCCGAGUGGAGGUUCUCGGGUGUUGCGAGGAAUCGGAGGAGUGGGCUCUGGUAG
Molecule: messenger RNA, 4617 nt
Organism: Lasiodiplodia theobromae
Lineage: Eukaryota; Fungi; Ascomycota; Dothideomycetes; Botryosphaeriales; Botryosphaeriaceae
Product: Alpha-factor-transporting ATPase
Exons: 3
Coding region: 1-4617 (1538 amino acids)
Biological process (GO): transmembrane transport
Cellular component (GO): membrane
Molecular function (GO): ABC-type oligopeptide transporter activity; ATP binding; ATP hydrolysis activity
Source: RefSeq, a predicted model, not a curated record